ACAGCAUCAAAAAGUUUUAAUUUCUUUCUCAUUCAACAUACCAUAUAUACUAAUAUUAUCCAUAAUCUAUGGCCACCUUUUAUCCUCUCAUUAGAAAUGGUGGUGGUUCAUUAUUUCUAAUACUGCUAUCAUGGGUUUUCCUAGUAUCUUCUUUAUUAUGUGUUUUGGGACGACCAGCCACUUUUGAGCAAGACUUUAGAGCCACGUGGUCUGAGUCUCAUAUCAGGCAUAUUGAUCAAGGCAGAACAAUCCAACUCAUGCUCGACCGAAGCUCCGGAUGUGGGUUUGCUUCCAAGGUGAAGUACAUGUUUGGGCGUGUUAGCAUGAAGAUCAAACUCGUCCCUGGAGACUCUGCUGGCACCGUCACCGCAUUUUACAUGAAUUCUGAUACAGAUUCUGUUCGUGAUGAGCUGGACUUCGAGUUCUUGGGGAACAGGAGUGGACAGCCAUACACGGUUCAAACAAACGUAUAUGCUCAUGGAAAGGGUGAUAGAGAGCAAAGGGUCAACCUCUGGUUUGAUCCUUCUGCUGAUUUCCAUACCUACACUAUUCUCUGGAACCAUAAACAUAUUGUAUUUUCCGUGGACGAUUUCCCCAUCAGAGUAUACAAGAACAACGAAGCGAAAGGGGUGCCAUACCCAAAGAUGCAAGCCAUGGGAGUGUACUCAACACUAUGGGAAGCAGAUAACUGGGCAACAAGAGGUGGGUUAGAGAAAAUCGAUUGGAGCAAAGCACCCUUCAAUGCCUACUACAAAGACUUCGACAUUGAAGGGUGUUCAGUUCCGGGUCCGGCAAGCUGCGCCUCCAACCCGAGUAACUGGUGGGAAGGCGCAGCCUACCAAGAACUUAGUGCCAUUCAAGCAAGGAGGUACAGAUGGGUUCGUAUUAACCACGUUGUCUAUGACUAUUGUCAAGAUAAGUCAAGGUUCCCAGUCACCCCACCUGAGUGUCUUGCUGGCAUUUGAUUAACAUCAUAUCCCAUUUUAUUCAUACAAUAUUCAGUACAUAACACAUUAAAAAAAAGUGACUAAUCAUACAUCAAUAUUUUAUAUACAGAAACUAUUAUUAUUAUUAUUGGAAAAAUGUUAUUUUCACAUCAAAAGGUGGAAAUUAGAAACUUCAUACAUAUAUAUAAGGAUCAGAAACAAAAAAAAAAAAAUUAAAGGCUUUCUGAUCGAUCUCUAUCUUUCAACAUCUGCCACAAGUUUGUUUCUCGAUCUCUUUAGUUUUUUUUUUUAUCAUUUUUUUUUUAAAUGUCGAAAUAGCACUUCGCUCUAAUGUUUGUGGGGAAAAAGCCUAAUAUGGAGGAGCACAAGCGCAUAUAAAUCAAAGCUAAUUAGCUAAGUCUCUUUCUGGCUUUAUGCCUUUGUAUAUUUAUAAGCAUUGUUUGUGUAUAAUAAAGCUUUUUAUGGUUUGUGAUCAAUGAAAAUAUACAUACCUACAUACAUACAUAUAUAGUGAGUUUUGUGGUGGCUUGUUGUUUGGUGAUUAAGAGUAAUUUUUUAUCAUUCCAUGAUAUAGGCAGCAAACAGUCAAACAAGAGAGUGUAUUAACUUUUAGUCAAAGCUAGCAAUUAGUGCCAAUUAGUACUAAGGGAGGUAACAUUAAAGAUUGGAAAAGUAUGGGGAGCCAAUGAAAUAUCUGUACAAUGCGUAUA
This is a messenger RNA of Arachis stenosperma, 1657 nucleotides long. RefSeq names its product probable xyloglucan endotransglucosylase/hydrolase protein 6. The record is from RefSeq and is a predicted model, not a curated record. Gene Ontology annotation, molecular function: xyloglucan:xyloglucosyl transferase activity; hydrolase activity, hydrolyzing O-glycosyl compounds. Gene Ontology annotation, biological process: xyloglucan metabolic process; cell wall biogenesis. The coding region runs from base 69 to 965 and encodes 298 amino acids. Gene Ontology annotation, cellular component: apoplast; cell wall. The transcript is spliced from 4 exons. Lineage: Eukaryota; Viridiplantae; Streptophyta; Magnoliopsida; Fabales; Fabaceae.